AUGACAGGACACAACAAAAACGCAACUCCCGCUGCCACCGCACAGGUUGUUACACCGCCGAUGUUCGUCACUCCCCCUCCGGUUUUUAAUCCGAAGAUAGCCGCGCCGUGGUCCGCGCAACUGGAGGCGCGAUUCGAAACGUAUGACAUCGCUGACGAGAAACAAAAAUUUAAUCAUGCAGUUUCUCUUUUAGAUGCAGAUGCCGCAGUAGAAGUCGAUGCGCUGAUCGUCAUACCUCCAGCGGUCAAUCCGUACACGCAGCUCAAAGAAACGCUGAUAAAAUGUUUUUCAGCCUCUAAAUCCUCGAAGCUGCGAAAACUCCUAGAUGGCGAAGCCAUCGGAGACCGCACACCGACGCAGUUCCUCCGUUACCUCAAAGUACUCGCUCCAAGGAUCGACGAGACGGUAAUAAAAGCCAAAUGGAUAGCUAACCUGCCAAAGAAGACCCAGGAACUGCUCUCUGUAUCUCCAGACAACGCUACACUGGACCAACUGGCAAAAACUGCCGGCAAAAUCCACGAACUCUACCCAGAGAAGCACACGGUAGCUGCUGCUUCAGCAUCGCCGGAAACUUCGCCACUCGAGAAGGUAAUCGCAGAAUUGGCUCAGCAGGUCGCAUCUCUAGCCAACGAUCUACGCCAGGAGCGUGGAAGAAGCAAAUACCGUGGAUGUAACCCAGCGUCCAAGAGUCCGAGCCGCAGUCUAUCAAAACCUCGUCUGAAGAAGUCAGGACUCUGUCGUUACCACGAAAAGUACGGACCGCAAGCUUUUCGUUGCAUUCCUGGCUGCAAGUUUCAGGAAAAUGCCAGCGGGAGUCAGUAG
Microplitis mediator is the source of this 822-nucleotide messenger RNA. RefSeq lists its product as uncharacterized. The transcript has a single exon. NCBI's taxonomy places the organism in Eukaryota, Metazoa, Arthropoda, Insecta, Hymenoptera, Braconidae. The record is from RefSeq and is a predicted model, not a curated record. Bases 1 to 822 code for a protein of 273 amino acids.